UCAAGAUCCAGCAGUUAAUUAAUUGCUUUUCAUAAUUAAAUUUACAAAUCAAACCAGCUGCUAAAUGCCAAUAAAGUAAAUAGACUCAGCACUAAAGGAUUUAAGCUGAUUAAAUGAAAAUAGACAUUGACUUAAUACUACCUACAGGUAAAUAACAAAAGAAAUAAGAAUUUCAUUUGUUAAGUUUUUGGGGACUAUUUUAAAAAGAAAUCAGUGUCUUCUCCUCUGAAGAUUAAAAACUAAAAGAACAAGACACCAAAAAAAAAAAAAACUGUUUCAAAGUUUUUGAAAUUUUGACAUUGGACUAUACAUAGCAUCUGCAAAGGAGAUAAAUUAUGAAUAAUUAAUCAAUGGAAAGAAAAACCUUAUUUAUUUGAUCCCUACAUUUAAAUAUUCAUUUCCAAAACUUGUCAAGACAAAUCUUCUGUGCCUCCUCUCAGACACUGAAUUCGAAAGAGAAAGACAGAAAAGAAAAGAACACCGAAAAGACCGCACAAGUGCUCCUCCGCAUCUGUUCCAAAAGCAGGUGAUCUAUUUGAAGAUAUGUGUGGAGCGUUCAUCGUGUGAAAAAUCCCUCCUCCGGGAACCUUCUCCUCCUGCGCGGCGGUCUCCUCCGACUUCCUCCGGCGGGAGUGUCUGCCGGAGCCCUCCAUCACCGAACCGGCCAACGUUUCGACUACGGAAGGGGUUUGGGGCCCCCCUGACCCCGCGGGGCCGCCUUACUACGCCAUGAUGGAGGGAGCCCCAUCGGACCACGGGGUAGACUAUGUGCACGAAUUUGAUCUGGAACACCUAGAGGAAGUGGUGAAGCAGGAAAUGCACAGGGCCAAAUAUCCGGCUGCUCUCAAUCCGUGCAAUAAUGGGAUGGCAGUGGUACCACCCCAGCAACAUUUGGAAGCCCAGCAUCAUCCGAAUGGAGGAUAUGCUAUGUCAGUGGGUGCUCCCUGUCCCAGAAAACCACCUGUGGCUACUACGCCACCGGAUACUCCUCCCUGCCAUAUGCCACCGUCUCCAGCCUUCGUGGCCACUUCAGGUCCCCUCAUAGAUGAUGGUAUGUUGUGGCUUACACAGAAUCUUCGCUAUGGGGCUGCUAAUGGGACGCAGGAUGGUCCCUUAGAUUUACGACCCCCACAGUGUGCAGCGGACAUGGAGGCAUGGCUCAUAGCAGGUGGGCGCCGUGAUUAUCCAGAAGUACAGGGCGUACCCCCUACGCAACCACAGCAGCGAGGCCCACCAACACACCAUCCAGGUCAACAGAUGGAUCAUCAUCAUCACCACAUGAUGGGUGCCAACAGCAACAGUAGCAGUAGCAGCAGCUGUAGCUCAGUGAGUUCUUCAACGUGCCAGAGAAGCAACGGUCAAGGUGGUGAUAUACUCGACGAUGACCAACUCAUCUCAUUGACAGUCAGAGAGCUCAACAAGCGUCUACACGGCUAUCCGAGGGAAGAGGUAGUCCGUAUGAAGCAGAAGCGGAGGACUCUGAAGAACAGGGGCUAUGCCCAAAACUGCCGCACCAAGAGACUGGCCCAAAGGCAUGAGCUCGAGUCCCGCAACCGCCUGCUGCAAGGUGAGAUGGCCAGGCUGCGCCAGGAGCUGGACAGGGCGUGCAGGGAGAGAGACUUCUAUAGGCAGCAACUGCACGCUCUCAGGGAUCCUAGGUCCCUGUCUAGCGUGUCCAGUGGUGGAGCAGCCAGUAAUCCCAGUUCUCCCGAGUUCUACCUCUGACGUCUUGCGGGACAAGUUGAGAGAAUUGCAGGUAGUAAGGCUGGAUCUCUUUUUUAAAAUUACUUCUCACGUUACUACGUGUUUCUUGAGACAAGGAAAAACUCCUGG
Messenger RNA from Argiope bruennichi, 1833 nucleotides. Its product is annotated as transcription factor MafB-like. Gene Ontology annotation, biological process: regulation of transcription by RNA polymerase II. Gene Ontology annotation, molecular function: RNA polymerase II cis-regulatory region sequence-specific DNA binding; DNA-binding transcription factor activity, RNA polymerase II-specific. The transcript has a single exon. The coding region runs from base 730 to 1725 and encodes 331 amino acids. The record is from RefSeq and is a predicted model, not a curated record. Lineage: Eukaryota; Metazoa; Arthropoda; Arachnida; Araneae; Araneidae. Gene Ontology annotation, cellular component: nucleus.